Daldinia caldariorum is the source of this 1470-nucleotide messenger RNA. RefSeq lists its product as uncharacterized. Gene Ontology annotation, molecular function: RNA binding. The transcript has a single exon. Gene Ontology annotation, cellular component: exon-exon junction complex; cytoplasm. The record is from RefSeq and is a predicted model, not a curated record. The coding region runs from base 308 to 949 and encodes 213 amino acids. Lineage: Eukaryota; Fungi; Ascomycota; Sordariomycetes; Xylariales; Hypoxylaceae. Gene Ontology annotation, biological process: exon-exon junction complex disassembly.
GAAUUGACGGUCCCACUUCUUUUCUCCAGGACGUAAGUGGGUAGGUGGGCUGUUCUUUUUUUCGCUUUGAGCCCCCCUCAGGCUUCAAACCGCUAACGGGUUCAACAUUAUUAUUACCUUACUUUACGUACACUGUUUAUUUUCACCUACUACACCUACCUAACUACACCUACCUACCUAGGUACACUUUAAAUAAAAGGUUAGGUACUUUACAACACAUUUUACGAUAUACAUCCAUAAAGCCCAUUACAUACAAUACAUACAUACCUAGGUACCUAUACAUAAUAGUUUAAUCAAUAUCUUCCCUAUGCCUUCCGAACCGUCCACCUCGGGCAUCGUCACCGACGAGCACAGCGGCGAGCGACACAUCCCCGAAUCCGUGCGCGCGGACGGCACCACGCGCAAAGCGAUCAAGAUUCGCCCGGGCUACCGGCCCCCCGAGGACGUCGAGCUGUACAAGAACCGCACGGCGGAGUCGUUCCGGAACCGGGGCAAGGCCGGCGGCGUCGUCGGAGCCGAGGGGUUGAAAGAGCACAAGCAAGAAACUACCGCAGCCACGUCCGCGUCCGCCGCCAGCAACAAAAACGCCAAGAGGAGGGACGCUAGGAAGAAGGCGAAGCAGUCGCAGGAACCGGCCGACGCGAAAGAUGCGACUGCUACUGCUACUGCUGCUACUACUACUACUACCGCUGCUACUACCGCUGUCGAAGACCCGGAGGCCGAGAGGGAAAAGAAGGCUCGCAAUCUGAAGAAGAAACUCAAGCAGGCGAAGGAGCUCAAGAGCAAGAAGGAGGGCGGGGAAUCCCUUCUGCCGGAGCAGAUCGCCAAGGUCAUCAAGAUCAACGAGCUCGUGCGAGAGCUUGAAGCGCUCGGUUUCGACGCCGACGGGGAGCCCAAACCAAACACGGACGCGACGACGGCAGUGCCAGAAUCGGCAAAGGAGGGUUGACCAUGCAGGUAUCACGAACGAGCGUUUCGAAUGGUCUAAUGGACCAAGCAAAAACAACAACAAUAAUAAUUAUAAUAACAAGAUAUUGAUUGCUACACGAUAUCUACCUAAGGAAAGGAUAUCGUGGUAGUAAAGACCAUGAUGAUACUAUGAUAUCGACCCAUUCGGUCUCAGUCUACGCACCAGCAAAGACGGAUUAGUUGGCUUGUCUUAGCUUAACCUAGUAUCCGUCAAGCCUCAACACCAGCCGAGCCGGAUUUAAAACGGCCACGAUGUCUAUCUACAUAUAGCCAUCACCAAAUAAACAGGCGCCACGGACCUAGGAAAACGAGGCCUUUUAAGUCUCCACAGCACGUCCUUCGGAGUAUCCAGCGCAAACUUUACCCGGUUACCGUGCUACAAGAACUGAGCCUUUUUUUUUUAAUUCCUAUUGAUACCUAGAUAGGAGAAAUCGAAUCUGGCUAUAUUGGUGUGCCGGACAAAGCCGUCUGGAGCUUUCGUGCAUGGCGAGCAAGUUUCCA